AUGGGUGCAUACAAGUACGUGUCGGAACUAUGGAGGAAGAAGCAGUCAGAUGUGAUGAGGUUUACGCAGAGGAUUAGGUGUUGGGAGUUCAGACAGCAGCCUUCCAUUGUCCGUCUUGUUCGUCCCACUCGUCCCGACAAAGCUCGUCGUCUCGGCUACAAAGCCAAGCAGGGAUUUGUUGUGUACCGUGUGCGUGUGAGACGUGGAGGUCGCAAGAGACCUGUUCCCAAGGGUAUUGUUUAUGGUAAACCCACUAAUCAGGGAGUGACACAGCUCAAAUUUCAACGCAGUAAGAGAUCUGUUGCUGAGGAACGUGCUGGUCGUAAACUUGGUGGCCUUAGGGUCGUUAACUCCUACUGGCUCAACGAGGACUCUACUUACAAGUACUACGAGAUUAUACUUGUGGACCCUGCACACAAUGCUAUCCGAAAUGAUCCAAGGAUCAGCUGGAUCUGCAACCCAGUGCACAAGCAUAGAGAACUCAGAGGGAUCACCUCGGAAGGAAAGAAGAAUCGUGGUCUUCGUGGAAAAGGUCACAACAAUCACAAGAACAGACCUUCCCGUAGGUCUACAUGGAAGAGGAAUAACACCUUAUCCCUCCCUCGUUACCGAUGA
Eruca vesicaria subsp. sativa (arugula) is the source of this 615-nucleotide messenger RNA. The record is from the annotation of a GenBank genome assembly. Lineage: Eukaryota; Viridiplantae; Streptophyta; Magnoliopsida; Brassicales; Brassicaceae.